UCAGUUGUACGAAGUGGCAGAUGUCUUUCUCAAAUGUCAGUGCCGAAUGUCAUCGGAGGUCGCGACCGGAGUGUUUCCCGCUUUCGCGUGGAUCUUCAUGAUCGACGGCACCGAUCGCGAGGACGCCCACAUCUUCCGGACAUCUAACGAUUCUCCUCUCAUAAACCAUUUUCUAUGAAGCUGUCGUGAAAGGCUGCAAAAUGGCAUAUAGACAGCAACCGGUGCAGGACGAAUUGGAGCUGGAGACGAUGGCGGAGGCUGAGCUCUCGAGGCUGAAGAGACAGUACAGAAUAAUGGAGAACGAUCGGGCGGCAUGCGUGGAGGACGCGAGAUUACAGCUACGCAAUCAGCAGAAUAUGAUCAACCGUCUGGAAUAUGAGAAGGCCGAACUUCUGUUGGCGAUUAAGACCGCGAAAUCGAAAUCUUUCGCGCGUAAGGACAUGGAGAUGGACGAGAAGCUGAGAUGUCUCCUGGUGAAGCACGCCAAAUAUAUCGAUAUGAUAGAGAAUGAGAAGCAGCAGAUAACUGAGCUCGACGAGCAGAUCUGCAAGCUUUCGAAAGAAGUCGUCAGGUUGAAAACGAAAGUACGCAGUGACACGCAGCUGAGAGACCUGGCGGUACGGCACAGCAGGAUGAUAUUUAUGCUGGAGAAUCGGGUAGAAGUGGCCACAAAGAGGUUCAACCUGGUGAUAGCGGAGAACACCAAACUGCGCGCUGAGAUCGAGAACCUACUGAAAGAACGGGCGCAGUUCACGCAGAUGUGGAACAAGCUGAUCAGUCAAUUGAACACGGGCAAGCAGGUUAUCAAUGACUUGAUCGAGCAGGCGACGAUCACGUUCAAUCAGCGCGACGAAGAACUCAAUAAGAUCCAGGCGCUUCGCGAAAGAGGAAUACGAGACCUGAAGAAUCACAUGUCGGAGAUGUGCGAGCUAAAGAGGACUUUGGACAACGAGAUGAAGCUACAGGAGUUCCUCGGCGUGAAAGGACAGUACCGCGAGAUGGCCGAUCUGAACGCGAAGAAAGAAGCCGAGCGGCAGGCUAAAAGAGAGGAAAAGCAGAACAAAAUAGAGGCCUUCACACAUAUCUUACAAACGAUCAAACAAUACACAGGUGAGCAAGAAAUCGACAAGCUCACCGCGCAUUUCAUCAAGCAAGAGGAGGAGAAUUUCGCGCUCUUCAGUUACGUGAACGAACUGAACGAUGAACUGGAGAGUCUUCAGUCGAGGAUGGAGCAGCUGACGGCAGCGAUUGACGAGGCACGUGUUCAGAACGUGCAUCGCGAUCAGGAGCAGACCGAAACCUUGGAAAAGAUUACCAAACAGUUGGAAGAACAAACCGCAUUGGCGGACACUGCCGAGGAGGAUUUCGCGAAGUGCAACGACAUAAUGGAAAAACUGCUAUCCGGGAUCGAUGCCCUCUUCAAGUCGAUACGAUGCGACAAUUCGCCGAUUUUAGAGCUCCUGGGCGACAACACCCACGUGACCAUGAGCAACGUUAUGCUCUACUUGGGUAUUAUUGAAAAACAGAUCACCGAGAUGUUUCACAAAGUUUAUUGGGUGGACAAGGCCACCAAGGCACCACAUUUGCGGUUAGACGAGAACAAGAAGCCCAGACUGAAAGUACCCACUUUGAGUCGGAUCGUACCCACGCAACCCUGUGCCCUCUGCGUAGAGGAAGAGCAAAUGCAAUUCGUAUCGGAGGGCCUGGAGGCGCCGCUAACACGUGCCGAAGCCAUGCAGAAGCUGCGACAAACGCUCGAGGACGAUUACUCAGAGCUGCUUCAUAACGUAUCCGGCUGUCACUUACCGGGGGCUAGGAAAAUUAUACAAAGGCGUUAUCAAUAAAGGGCAUUAACACGACAGCGUUCCGUUUCUUAUAUUGCACACAUUCGCGACUUGACCUUCACCUAAUAUCUUAUAGGUGUUCGUAUAAAAAACUUACAAUG
This is a messenger RNA of Odontomachus brunneus, 1945 nucleotides long. It is a transcript of the gene Ccdc114, whose product is annotated as coiled-coil domain-containing protein 63. The coding region runs from base 201 to 1844 and encodes 547 amino acids. Lineage: Eukaryota; Metazoa; Arthropoda; Insecta; Hymenoptera; Formicidae. The record is from RefSeq and is a predicted model, not a curated record. The transcript has 7 exons.